This is a messenger RNA of Durio zibethinus, 4598 nucleotides long. RefSeq lists its product as uncharacterized. Lineage: Eukaryota; Viridiplantae; Streptophyta; Magnoliopsida; Malvales; Malvaceae. The record is from RefSeq and is a predicted model, not a curated record.
UCAGUUAAGCUUAGGUGUUCCUUAAAAUGAUAGAUUUUCAAUCACACUUAAAUAAAAAAAUCGGUGACAAUUCCUUAAAUAAAUGUCUAACAAUAGGUCUUUUGAUCUAAAUGUUAUAACAACCCUAAAUCAUAUGAUUUGCAGCCUUGGUACGACCUUCAUUUAACUAAAAUUGGAGUUUUGUCUGUUUGAUUUCAUCACUAAUAUUAUGAUUCCGCUUCACCCAAUUGUGGUAAUGGUGGGGUCUGUUAAAAGCUCCAAAAGACUGUUCCCAUCGCUCUCACUAAUUCUCAUUUCUCACAAAUUACCUUUCAAAAGCCUACCAUUCUCAUCUAACUUUAAUUUUAUUCUCUUAUUUUCAACUAUAAAAUAUCAACCAAACCGACAGCUUCAAUGUAGAGUUCACAACUUUGUAAUUUUGGAGACCAAAGAAACAUUAAGGAUGGUGAAAGAACGGGAAGAUAGAGACCUUGUUUUUCCUUAAAAUUCAAAGCUACUCCACCAAAUCAGUGUCUCGACGCUGGGAUAUGCCCUCCCAUCAUGACAUUUGCCUGUGGGAUGCUGCCUAUCGACCAUCAGUUUGAUGCAAAGGUCUCAGGCAACUAAAGGGAAUCAAGAGGGAGUGAGAAAAAUAAAAAGGAAAGAUGCUGAUAAAGAAAGCUUGGGAUGGAAGCCCUUUGAAUGAAACUUUCUGCUAUUGCUUGUAUUAGAAUCAAAGUGAGGGAUACUCGUGAUGUUGCAGAGACCCUCCAGAGAGAGAAAGAGAGUUAACGUUCACGUCAAACUAUCUAAGAUAAAUUUUCAAACUCCAUUUUAUUGCUAGGAAACUGGACUUCUCAACUCACCCAACUUUGAAAGAACCCUCCCAACUAGAAAAAGAAACAAAAAUACUCCUGUUCCUACGUCAUAUCUGUAAAAAAGUAAUUUGCAAAACACAAUGUACAGAAAUUCUAUCUUUAUUCUGGCUCAAAGAGAGUUGAAUGCACCUUGAUCGAAUUCAGAGUACCAACAUGGCCAAGAGAUCAGAUUUUGCACAGAAACUGUUAGAUGACCUUAGGUUGCGGAAGGAGAGGAUGGCUGCCUCUCAGAACUCAAAGGGCACGAAUCCAAUGGUCGCAGAUGCGUAUGCUUACUCCAAGGCAGCCUAUAAAUCAUCUAGGGAACCAAAGACGCUCAAAACUAUUGGUUUUAGAGCUGGAAGCACACAAACCAGACCUAGUGGAGGCAGGAAAUCAGUCGCCACUGGGCAGGUAUCGAAUCAGAUUGUUCCUUUUGAGAGAGACCUGAAGUCAGAACAAAUAGGAGAUCUAUCAAUGGCCCUGGCUUUUGCACUUGAAAAUGGAGGAAAGCUAAGAAGAACAGAUUCUUCUGGCAAUAGUUCAAUUUUCAGUUUUCUGCAUAACAUGGGUAGGAGACGGAUGGACUAUGGGAAGAUAGAGAGAAAAAACAGUGUAGUAAGUAGGCAUCAACCUUCAAGUAGCCGACUCCCUACUCUCUCACAUCUCCAUAUCGAAGAAAUAUCAAGGGGUGCACAAAAGUUAAAUCAGAUCCUCCGAGCCUGCUCUAAUGGCCUCAACUUCGACAGAUACUCAAUAGAAAUUGGACGGGAACUAUUGAAAGGAGCAAUAGAUUUGGAAGAGUCUCUAAGGAUGCUUGUAAACCUGCAGGAAGCUUCAGAGUAUUUGGUAACGCCACAGAGAAAAAGUCAGAUAACAUUGCUAGAGGAGGAUGAAGAUGAUGAUGAUAACACUGUCAAAAUAGCUGAUCAGAAGCAAUUGGAUAGGCCAAGAUUUUCUUUUGACAGACCCGAAAGAAAUUAUAAUGACAUUCAAGAAGUUGCAAGGACUGAUCUCAGGCUGAGGCUGGCAGCUCUUACCUACUCUUCAGAAGUUACUAAUUCCAACCAUGAGAAGAAAGUUCUAGCUGCCUCGAAUUCACAUUCUCACAGGCGAUCAGUUAGCUAUGGUCCAGACAUAAAAAAUCUCACCACAUUCUCCGAACAAAAUUACUCAAGUUCAGUGCAGUCCAAACAACAAAAGUCAAGAAUUCCAAACGUAAUUGCAAAACUGAUGGGGCUCGAUGAGCUUCCGGGAAAUGUAGAUUCAAAGGUGACCACAAAGAAGUCUGGAACACAAAGAGUAGAAGGGAUGAUUACCCAGAAACCCGCACAGGAAAGUAUCAAGAAGGCUGAACAAAGGACCAAAGAUUCUGCAACCCUGGUUCUCCCACCAGGAAAACAGAAGGCAACACUAGCCAGCAAAACUCCAUUGAUUCAGGAGACAGUUACAUCACAAGCAGGAAAACCUUUGACAAUUAGAAAUGGUAGCACAAGGAUUGCUGUUAAUGACAAAUUAAUACCUCGAAAGGACUUGGAAGACAUAAAACCUGUGACAAGCUCUAGAAAGCCCAACAUCAAGAUAGACAAACAACAAAGUGACAUCACCCAAUUGAAUCAUAACUCCGGAAGCAGAAAAGAAAUUCAGGAAAAGGGGAGAAAACAAGAUAGUAUAAAGCACAGGGAACAGAAGGGCGCUGAAAGAAGUGAAAUCAAGGGAUCAGUUUUCAAGGAUGAGAUGCAGCAGAUGAUACCCUAUAUGCAUAAAAGAUCAGAAGCCGCACUUACAUUGCAAGAAAAUCCAGAGUACAGUGAAAGCAUGCUUCAUGGCGAAAACAGAUAUGCAAACAAGCUUCUCCUAGGCAAUCAACAAAGGCUGCAAAAUAAUCAUGGUUUUCAACAGGUGCAUAUGCUUCAAAAAUCUGAGCUUCAAGAGAAAAGGCGACAAUCAGAAGAGAAGGAACAACAAAGUACCAAACAGAAAUUGCAGGGGAAGAAACAACAGGGAAAUGAACCAAUAUCCAGUAAUUUCUCCAAACCAAUGUCUGGUGCAACCAAUUUGCAAAAGAAGCAGCCACAAAUGAACCAAGCAGAAACUAGUAGGAAAAGCUCCACCGAACAUAUUGAUGCAACACAGUCCAAUGGAUUCCCAGAUGGUAGGCACCACAAAACUUUGGCCAUGGAUAGUAGUUCAACAAACUUAAAUUUCAAAAUUAAAGAUUCAUUAAAAAGAAACUCUGGUCAGCAUUACUUUCAAGGAGAUCUAGAAUCUCAAUCAGCAAAAGCUCGCAUCCUGUUUGCUGUGGAUGAGAAACCUGUUCAAGUUCAAACAACAAUGAAGGCAAGAAGUGCUAAAGGCCAUAAACAUGAGGUCCCUCGAAAGAUCGACGAAGUGGUGACUAACAAAGGUGCAGGUGUUUAUAACUUGCCGAGGACACUGAAAAAUCAGAGUUCCAUUUUGCAAGAGAGGAAACAAACAAGGCAGGAGAAACUUGCUAUCUCAAGUGAAGCAGAUAAAAUGAAAGCCAACAGGUUCGAAGAAAGAGAAGCACAGAUCAUUAGAUCCAACAAGUCAGUAGCAGGCCUACAAUCAUCAAGUGUAGCACAAGAGCUGCAGAAAGCAGCACAUCAAAAUUCAAUUUUGUGCAGUCCUCUAGAAGAUGAAUACCAAAGUCUAAAGGAACCAAAAGCUUUAGUUCCAAAAGAUAAAUGUCAAACUACAGUGCCAAUGAUUACAAAAGAACAGCAAGAUCAAGAAGCUGAUUUUGGAAGAGCCGAAGAAAGCGAGUUUAAGAACAGUGUCUCUGACCCACUACAUGGAACUCAUGGAGAGAGUACAGAAAUCUCCUACUGUCUACAGUCACAGAACCCAAGAACUUAUACAUCAGAGAUGUCAGAGCCACUGACAGAGAGUGAAAACCACCUCAAGCAGAUAGUGAUGAAAUGCCAACUAUUUAUGAGCACGGCAGAGGCGCUUUUCAAACUCAACAUUCCUAUCAGCAUUCUUCAUGCAAACGGUCACGACUAUCGCGAUCAAGAAAGCAAGAUCGUUUUAGACUGUGGCUACGAAGUAAUGAAAAGGAAAGGAAGGAGGCAGGAACUAAGUGUUCACCCAUUUCUGAAAGCACCCAUCUCUUCAAAAAAAGCAAAAUCCAUGGAUGAGCUGGUCAAGCAAAUGUGUAAAGACUUUGACAAGUUGAAGUUAUACGGACGGAACGGGAGAGAAGAUUCUCUCUUCCAAGACUACCUACCCAAAAUGCUUGAAGCCGAUGUCAACAACAAGGAACCAGAUUUGAAUUGUAUGUGGGACUUGGGUUGGAACAGCAUGAUGUUUGGGUUUCUUGAGAAAGAUGAUGUUAUAAAGGAUGUGGAGAAGUAUGUGCUUAACGGACUCCUAGAUGAGCUUACCAGAGAUCUUUUCACAGGCAGAAGUGUUUCAGGCAGAAGUGCUUAAUGGACUCCUUGAUCUAUUUUUUCUAGUGGCCCAUUACGUUGCUGAUGUUUGUAAAUUUCAUCAAUCGUAAUUGAAAUGUACUGCUGGAGUGUUGCAUCUAGGUUUUGAGUAAAACAGUGAAGAACAAAUGACAUCAAGUGAUGAUAUGCCUUAGAAAAUUGAGAAAUUAUUCCUACAUUCGUGUUUGGUAACACUUCUACCCCCCCUCCCCAACCUGGCUGCCAAGGUGCAAGUUAGAGUUGACUUUCUUGCUUUAUUUCAUUUUGAUGUUACUAUCUGGAGUAUGACGUACAUGGGAUAAAACAGAAC